Cercocebus atys (sooty mangabey) is the source of this 2386-nucleotide messenger RNA. RefSeq names its product hepatoma-derived growth factor (gene HDGF). The coding region runs from base 395 to 1042 and encodes 215 amino acids. Gene Ontology annotation, biological process: regulation of transcription by RNA polymerase II. Gene Ontology annotation, molecular function: double-stranded DNA binding; transcription coregulator activity. Gene Ontology annotation, cellular component: nucleus. The transcript is spliced from 6 exons. Lineage: Eukaryota; Metazoa; Chordata; Mammalia; Primates; Cercopithecidae. The record is from RefSeq and is a predicted model, not a curated record.
CACUCAAUCCUAAUUACAACCCAUUUUCUGGAAAUGAAACUGAGGCUCAGGGUAGUUAAAAGUGUCUUUCCUAAAGUUACACACAAAGUGUCUGUGGUGGUGGCAGUACUCAGGCUGUUAUCUCUACAGCCCAUACUCUCAACCACUGUGACUCCACAUAGAAUGCACAAAGGCAGGGCUGCUCUGUUAUUUUGGGUGGCGUGGGUGGAAGUAGGCAAUGGAGGCACAGUUUUCAAAGCCACUGGUCUAAUCUAACCAUUCUUCUCUUCUUUUUACAGAGGGUGUAACUUGGGCCAAGAAGUCGUGAUAUGAGCAGGUCAUACGGUGUUGAGGGCCAAACCCCUCGACUCCGUUGGGAGUUAAAGGGAAGGAAGUGGACAUUUCCUUUGAACCUAUGAAAGAGCAGAUUGACGAGAUGCCCGAGGCUGCCAUGAAAUCAACAGCCAACAAAUACCAAGUCUUUUUUUUCGGGACCCACGAGACGGCAUUCCUGGGCCCCAAAGACCUCUUCCCUUACGAGGAAUCCAAGGAGAAGUUUGGCAAGCCCAACAAGAGGAAAGGGUUCAGCGAGGGGCUGUGGGAGAUCGAGAACAACCCUACCGUCAAGGCUUCCGGCUAUCAGUCCUCCCAGAAAAAGAGCUGUGUGGAAGAGCCUGAACCCGAGCCUGAAGCCACAGAGGGUGACGGUGAUAAGAAGGGGAAUGCAGAGGGCAGCAGCGACGAGGAAGGGAAGCUGGUCAUUGAUGAGCCAGCCAAGGAGAAGAACGAGAAGGGAGCGCUGAAGAGGAGAGCAGGGGACUUGCUGGAGGACUCUCCUAAACGUCCCAAGGAGGCAGAAAACCCUGAAGGAGAGGAGAAGGAGGCAGCCACCUUGGAGGGCGAGAGGCCCCUUCUUAUGGAGGUGGAAAAGAAUAGCACCCCCUCUGAGCCUGGCUCUGGCCGGGGGCUUCCCCAAGAGGAAGAAGAAGAGGAGGAGGAAGAGGAAGAGGCUGCCAAGGAAGAUGCUGAGGCCCCAGGCAUCAGAGAUCAUGAGAGCCUGUAGCCACCAAUGUUUGAAGAGGAGCCCCCACCCUGUUCCUGCUGCUGUCUGGGUGCUACUGGGGAAACUGGCCAUGGCCUGCAAACUGGGAACCCCUUUCCCACCCCAACCUGCUCUCCUCUUCCACUCACUUUUCCCACUCCAAGCCCAGCCCAUGGAGAUUGACCUGGAUGGGGCGGACCACCUGGCCCUCACCUCUAGGUCCCCAUUCGCCUAUGAUCUGAGUCAGAGCCAUGUCUUCUCCCUGGAAUGAGAUGAGGCCAUUGUGUUCCUUCCGCUUGAAGCUAUUUUCCAGGCUUCUGCUGGGGCCUGGGACAACUGUUCCCACCUCCUGACACCCUUCUCCCACUCUCCUAGGCAUUCUGGAACUCUGGGUUUGGAUCAGGGGUAGGAAUGGAAAAGAUGGAGCAUAAACAGCAGGAUGGGCUUGUGGGGCCUGGGAGGGGCAAUCCUCAAAUGGGGCAUAGGGACAGCACAGGAGGGCAGCCUCCUCCUGAGCUCCUGUCCCCUGCUACACCUAUUAUCCCAGCUGCCUAGAUUCAGGGAAAGUGGAACAGCUUGUAGGGGAGGGGCUCCUUUCCAUAAAUCCUUGAUGGUUAACAAUACCCAUUUUUCCUUUUGCCGACCCAAGAGUUUUGGGAGUUGUAGUUAAUCAUCAAAAGACUUUGGGGCUUCCUAGUUGUUUGGGCCAAGGACCUGAGACCUGAAGGGUUGACUUUACCCAUUUGGGUGUGAGUAUUGAGCAUCUGUUCCCCUUUAGAUCUCUGAAGCCAGAAAUGGGAUGCUUGGGAAGACCCCUAGCUGUCCUUUUCCCUCUCUGCACAGUGCUCAAGGCCAGCUUAUAGUCAUAUAUAUCACCCAGACAUAAAAGAAAAGACACAUUUUUUAGGAAAUGUUUUUAAUAAAAGAAAAUUACAAAAAAAAAAUUUUAAAGACCCCUAACCCUUUGUGUGCUCCCCAUUCUGCUCCUUCCUUCCCCAUCGUUGCCCCCAUUUCUGAGGUGCACUGGGAGGCUCCCCUUCUAUUUGGGGCUUGAUGACUUUCUUUUUGUAGCUGGGGCUUUGGUGUUCCUUCCAGUGUCAUUUCUCAUCCACAUACCCUGACCUGGCCCCCUCAGUGUUGUCACCAGAUCUGAUUUGUAACCCACUGAGAGGACAGAGAGAUAUAAGUGCCCUCUCCCGCCCUCUACCUACUGGUCUCUCUAUGCCUCUCUACAGUCUCGUCUCUUUUACCCUGGCCCCUCUCCCUUGGGCUCUGAUGAAAAAUUGCUGACUGUAGCUUUGGAAGUUUAGCUCUGAGAACCGUAGAUGAUUUGAGUUCUAGGAAAAUAAAACCCGUUGAUUACUA